GCCAGAAGAUGACGUAAGGCAAUAUGGCGUCGGUGGAAUGUCUGCGCAAGAGAAGGGCUCGAGAAGAGGAGGAGGAGGAGGAGGAGGAGAAGCAGGUGGCCAAAGUAGAUGAAGGGUCUGAGGAGGAAGGGGAAAAGGAAGAAGACAAAGACCAAGAGCGUUGGGUGGGGCCCCUACCUGGGGAGGCUGUGCAGGCGAAAAAGAGAAGAGUUCUUGAGUUUGAACAUGUCUACCUGGAUAAUCUUCCCAGUGCUUCAAUGUAUGAGCGUAGCUAUAUGCACAGAGAUGUUAUCACUCAUGUAGUAUGUUCUAAAACAGAUUUCAUAAUAACAGCCAGCCAUGAUGGACAUGUCAAAUUCUGGAAGAAGGUAGAAGAAGGAAUUGAAUUUGUUAAACAUUUUCGUAGCCAUUUAGGUGUUAUUGAAGGCAUCGCAACUAGUUCAGAAGGGGCACUGUUCUGCUCUGUUGGGGAUGAUAAAGCAAUGAAAGUUUUUGAUGUGGUGAACUUUGACAUGAUCAACAUGUUGAAACUUGGCUACCAUCCGGGCCAGUGUGAAUGGGUGUACUGCCCAGGAGAUGCUAUCUCUUCAGUUGCAGCCUCUGAGAAGAGUACUGGAAAAAUAUUUAUAUAUGAUGGUCGAGGCGAUAAUCAGCCGCUUCACAUUUUUGAUAAACUACAUACGUCCCCUCUUACUCAGAUACGAUUGAACACUGUUUUUAAAAUCAUCGUAUCUUCUGACAAGUCUGGAAUGAUUGAAUAUUGGACUGGUCCUUCCCAUGAAUAUAAAUUUCCUAAAAAUGUGAACUGGGAAUAUAAAACAGACACCGAUUUAUAUGAAUUUGCUAAAUGUAAAGCAUAUCUAACCAGUAUAAGUUUUUCCCCUGAUGGCAAAAAAAUGGCUACUAUCGGCUCUGACAGAAAAGUCCGGAUUUUCAGAUUCUUAACAGGAAAACUUAUGCGCGUCUUUGAUGAAUCUUUGAGUAUGUUUACUGAGCUACAGCAGAUGAGACAGCAACUACCUGAUAUGGAAUUUGGACGACGUAUGGCUGUGGAGAGAGAAUUGGAAAAGGUUGAUGCUGUAAGAUUAAUUAACAUAAUUUUUGAUGAAACUGGACAUUUUGUGCUCUAUGGGACAAUGCUGGGAAUUAAAGUUAUCAACGUGGAAACAAAUCGAUGUGUGAGAAUCCUAGGUAAACAGGAGAAUAUCAGAGUUAUGCAACUGGCUCUGUUCCAGGGAGUUGCAAAGAAACAUCGUGCUGCUGUUACCGUCGAGAUGAAAGCAUCUGACAAUCCAGUUCUCCAGAACAUCCAAGCAGAUCCAACAAUAAUCUGUACUGCCUUUAAAAAGAACAGAUUUUAUGUGUUUACCAAACGUGAACCAGAAGAUACCAAGAGUGCAGAUUCUGAUAGAGAUGUAUUCAAUGAGAAGCCAUCUAAAGAAGAAGUCAUGGCAGCCACUCAAGCUGAAGGGCCCAAAAGAGUUUCUGAUAGUGCUAUUAUCCACACAAGCAUGGGAGAUAUUCAUGUCAAGCUCUUUCCUGUUGAGUGCCCCAAAACAGUCGAAAACUUCUGCGUACACAGCAGGAAUGGUUACUAUAAUGGCCACACCUUUCACCGGAUCAUAAAG
Python bivittatus (Burmese python) is the source of this 1628-nucleotide messenger RNA. The record is from RefSeq and is a predicted model, not a curated record. Lineage: Eukaryota; Metazoa; Chordata; Lepidosauria; Squamata; Pythonidae.